CUACACAGGAAAAACCGCUUUGCUUGAAUAUUCAGUGAUUAAUCCCAAUUACUCAUAAUUGUUUCAAAUAUGUUACGGGAAACACGAAUUGUUUUGUUGUUUGCAAUGGUAUUGGGUCGAAAACAGUUUUUAUUGAAAAAGUGUUGUCCGGAGAACUUUCAUGUGAAAACUACAUGUGUUAUAAAUACUAUUGAGAAUAAGAAUUUCUCUGAUGUACCAGUGUACAAUGUUAACGAAGACAACUCGGAUUUUCAAGUUAAACAGAAAUUUAACAGUAUGUUUCGUGUGGUUGCUAAUGCGUCUAUUACUCCUGGAAAAGAAAUAACUAAUGCUCAAUUGUAUGUUAAUGGCUUAAUAAUUACGGACAAUGACGUCAAAAAGCCAUCAAGCUUUUGUCUAGACUAUAAAGAAAAUGGCAACUCUACUGAAAUUGGCUUUUGGUUAAUAAAUAAUGGAACACAACAUCAAGAGAAGCCAGUAAAAGAUUUAGAACAAUCCUACAUAUCUAUUACUGCAUUAUUGACAUCAUGUGUGUUUCUCUCAUUGACAAUUCUGGUAUAUGUUUUUCUACCAAAGUUACGAAAUCUGAAGGGCAAAAUCCUUUUAUCGUGUGUUAUCAGUCUUCUUGGUGCAUUUCUAGCAUUGGCGACCAUGCAAAUAGUGGAUAUAAGUGGUGCUACAGUACCACCGAGCUUUUGCUACAGUUUUUUUUCUUUUUUUUAUUUUUUCAUCCUGUCGAGUUUCUGUUGGAUGAAUGCUUUAUCUUUCAUGAUGUGGCGAGAUUAUCGGCGCAUGUUCGAUCGAAUGCCGAGAGCUAACAAUCGAGAGAUUGAAAAUAAACGCUAUAAGAAUUAUAUUGUCUAUGCUUGGGGAGUGCCUAUGAUUUUAACGAUUCUACUAAAUGUGUUAGAUCACGCAGGACUAGAGCGUUUUUCGUGGUUCAUGGUACCAAAUAUUAAAAAACAUGGAUGCUUUUUACUUGGAUAUGAAAGGCUACUUUACCUCGAUUUGCCUAGGCUGUUAUUGUUAAUAGGAAAUUGGUAUUUCUUUAUUAUAACGGCAUAUAAUAUAUGGGGAACGUUCAACGACACUAAAAUUCUAAACGAGUCUGCAUUGUCUUUAAAAAAACUGUUAUUAGUGUACGUAAAACUUUCUGUUCUGAUGGGAAUUUCGUGGGUGUUAGAAAUUGUCGCGCACCUCUUGCCGCCUUCACAUCUACAUCCAGUUUGGAUCGUGGUUGAUUUAUACAACGGGUUCAUUGGCGUCGGCUUCUUCAUGGUGCUCGUAUGCAAAAAGAAAAUAUGGAAUUCACUCCGACUAAGAUGGCAACACAAAGGCGCUUAUAAUACUGGUUAUUACUCGACUAGAUCUAAAUCAUCAACAUUACAACAAUCUCAAUAAAAAUUACGGAAGAUCUAGAUUAAAUUUUUUUAAAUUAUAAACUACUUAUGAGAGUGUGUAGAAGUAUGUUUUAGAAGUAGGACAUUGCUUGCCCGCUCCUAAGGAUAUCGAUUACAUUUCAGAUGGAUUAAAAAAUUAAAUUUCGAUUAACUUAAAUCUUUUAUAUAUAACUAAUAUAUUUUUCUUUAAAGAAACUUUAAAAUAACAGCAGCACUUCGAACUUCACUACUCCAAUAGAAGAAAACGAUACAGCUUACAUUCAUAAGUACUACAAUCUGCAAAUACGGCGCCGUAAAAACACAUUUCUCCGCAUUUUAUUAAUUAUUAUCGUUUUAGUCUUUGAUAUUGACACUCUCUCUUUAAUUAAACUGCCUGUAAUAACUUUCUCGAUUAUUUUUUUUCCAAAUUUUGGAAUCAAAUAUAGCCUAUGAUUGACAAUCAACCAAUGUAGAAUAGAAUACUACUAUUUUAUUAUUUUUAGAAGACACUUGCAUUUUUUAAAUACAUCUCUUUUAAUAAUAAGUGUGUUUUGAGUUUGUGUUAAAUGUGUAUUCCGUGUUUAGCUAAUAUGUAUUGUACGACUAUUAAUGUUAAACGUAUAAGUGAUCACUGAGUUUCAAAACAUGUCCUCUAAAUUAAACGCCAUGUGCAACGGAACUUCCAAAUUAGUAGUCAAUCGUUAAAAUAAUGUAGCGGUGUAUAUGUUAAUAAUUAAGUAAUAAUAAUUAUUAUAAUUUACAUGUAUCGACGAAAUAUUGUUUCAAUAAAACUUAAAUUUAUUAUAUUUCUAUAGGUAGUCUUUUAAAAUUUUUUCUUAUGCUAGUUUAUGCUACGCUAUGUUUAUUCCACUAUAAUAUUUAUUUUUGUUGAGCAUACAAUUUAGUGGAGAGUAGUAACUAUCUCUGUAUUUACUAUAUUAAUUUACUCUUUGGUCUGCCAUCUGUGGAGGAAUUACCACAGCCGAAACCGCUAGUUUAUAUUAUAGAAGUAACUUUGCAUUUGGAAGAUUAUAUUAUAUGAUUAAUAUAAUAUACAUUUUGACGUGAACCAUUAUAGAUUUUCCUCUUUAUUCAUAAAAAUGAUAGACAAAGAGCCAUGAAGAGCCAGGAACAGAACUUGUUCCUGGCUCAUAUGUGUGUAUUUUAAACCGCAAGUUUACAUAAAUUAAAAUCCUUGUGAUAUCUAAGUU
Pieris napi is the source of this 2590-nucleotide messenger RNA. Its product is annotated as G-protein coupled receptor Mth2-like. The transcript has 8 exons. Lineage: Eukaryota; Metazoa; Arthropoda; Insecta; Lepidoptera; Pieridae. Bases 70 to 1401 code for a protein of 443 amino acids. Gene Ontology annotation, molecular function: G protein-coupled receptor activity. The record is from RefSeq and is a predicted model, not a curated record. Gene Ontology annotation, cellular component: membrane. Gene Ontology annotation, biological process: G protein-coupled receptor signaling pathway; cell surface receptor signaling pathway.